This is a messenger RNA of Aphanomyces invadans, 1251 nucleotides long. RefSeq lists its product as hypothetical. Lineage: Eukaryota; Oomycota; Saprolegniomycetes; Saprolegniales; Verrucalvaceae. Gene Ontology annotation, cellular component: lipid droplet. The annotation marks the transcript as partial. Gene Ontology annotation, molecular function: lipase activity. Gene Ontology annotation, biological process: lipid storage. The transcript has a single exon. The record is from RefSeq and is a predicted model, not a curated record.
CAUGUUCGAACGCCAACUGCGUCAAAUGUCGGCGGCGGCAAUAUCCUCGGCUUUGGACUUCAUUCGACUCUCCAUGACGGACGACGUUCGCGUGGCUUUUGUCUUGGGAACUAGCAUACUGGCAACCAUGACGUUUAUUGCGCGCCAGGUGUCCAAGGCAGCCGCUGGCCGCAUUUUGCUCAGUGACGUGGCUCGCGUCGAGUGCUUGUCAACGGACCGGUUGAUGCACAAGGUCGUGCUGCCAGCGCGGCACGACGCGCAUGCAUCGAAAUCGAAACGUCUUGUGUUGAUAGUCCCUGGGAACCCCGGUGUUCCUGGGUUCUACGAGCCGUUCAUGCGUCGGUUGCACGAGCUGAGUGGCCAAACCAACGAAAUCGUUGGGUUGAGUCAUACCGGCCAUUCGCUUCCGUGGAUAAACGGCAACGAAGCGUAUGACUUGGAGACGCAGGUUGUCGACAAAAUCGCGUACGUCCGGAAGCGCAUCGAGAAAGACCCGACGCUGUCGCUCGUGCUGAUCGGGCACUCGAUUGGGUGCCACAUCGCACUGCGCCUCCUCGACCACUUUCCCACGACGGUGGAGAAGCUCGUGCUAAUCCAACCCGCUGUCAUGCACAUUGGCGAGACGCCGCGCGGCAGGCAGAUGAUGCCGCUUUUUGUGCACCACAAGUGGGUGCCGUACCUGGCUUGGCCGAUUGCACAGCUCCCGACCCUCUUGAAGAAGGUCCUCGUGGCGUUGUUUGUCGGUCCGCCCGAGUUUCACAAGGCUGCGCUGGGCAUGUGCGACCACAUUGUCGUUCAAAAUUGCUUGAAGAUGGCGUGGCACGAAAUGCAGGAGCUCCAGGAAAUCGACCACGACCUCGUGUCGAAGCACCAGCACAAGAUCCAAUUCGUGUUCUCCGACUACGACGGCUGGUGCCCGCCGCACCAUGUCGAACUGCUUCAGCGACGAUACACCGAUGCGAGCCACAUCGUCGUGCCGCUUCCCCAUGCGUUCAUGAUGGCUGCGGACGGAUCCGACAUCAUGGCGCAGCACACACACAAGUGGCUCGGGACACCCAUGACGCCGCCGCUAGCUUAAUCCAUUCAUGACAGCGUGGCUAGCCAUCCUUUUUCAGAUAAACGGCAACGAAUGACCACCGCCCGCCACCGUUCAGGUGCAUGGUCUGCCUAGUCAGUACAUGGCAGUCCCUAUUGCCGCUCGCUGGCACACACUGCAUGCUGGGAUAUACUCUAGUGAAAAUAUCUUUCCGC